AAAUAUAUCAAUGGAUGGAUUAAUGAAGAUCUGAGGCGGCCCUUUCAUUUUAUUAUCUCCUUUCGAGGCUGCCUGCUUCACUGAUCAGCCUUGGGCGUUAGGCUAUGCUAUGUUGCAGUGGAGGCUGAAGCAAUUGUGGAGCCUUUUUGCCUCGGUUGGCUCAUUAAGCGAGGCGUCCUUCCUCUGGGUCUGUCCCGAUGACAUGCAUGCAAGCAUGUGCUCGACCUUGGCCACUCAUUGUUGUCACUUGAUACUAUUGACUCUCACUUGGUCGAACGAAAUCUGCCACAGUGGUUCUUCUUCUUCAACAUCAGUACUUUGAUGUCAUUAUUGUAAUCGUACGAAGGGUUGUUGCGGAGUGAGGCAGCACGGCCCUUAUU
Hyaloscypha bicolor E is the source of this 380-nucleotide messenger RNA. RefSeq lists its product as uncharacterized. NCBI's taxonomy places the organism in Eukaryota, Fungi, Ascomycota, Leotiomycetes, Helotiales, Hyaloscyphaceae. The coding region runs from base 110 to 322 and encodes 70 amino acids. The transcript has a single exon. The record is from RefSeq and is a predicted model, not a curated record.